Saccostrea cuccullata (small rock oyster) is the source of this 731-nucleotide messenger RNA. RefSeq lists its product as uncharacterized. The transcript is spliced from 2 exons. The record is from RefSeq and is a predicted model, not a curated record. NCBI's taxonomy places the organism in Eukaryota, Metazoa, Mollusca, Bivalvia, Ostreida, Ostreidae. Bases 45 to 653 code for a protein of 202 amino acids.
AAGUAGGUUAUUCCACAUUUAAAAAAAAAUGUCUUCAGGAGAAAAUGCAUUCAAAACUUGGAGAAAUCGUUAUAAUGGUCUUUUGGCUUGGAAGUGAAAUCAUUUAUGGUCAACAAAACUUUCUACUUGUGGAUUCCUGUCCCCAUAACAAAACAGAAUGGGAAACAAGACGACAAAACAAGAGUUGUAAGGAUCCACUUGAUUAUCAUUGUGCAGCCAUAGAAUCAACACAGAAGUUUGGAGAAAUAUGUGCUCUUCCUGCUUUGACGUUUGCAGGAGACUGUCCUGUACUUAAUGCUAUAUCCCACAAUCUUAACUACAAGAAUUGUACUUCUGAUGAAGAAUGUCCAAAGGAAUCAUAUCGAUCGGACGAAAUUUACAGAUAUCCUUUAUGUUUUUCAAUAUUUAAGCCUCGUAAUUGGCCAAAUGCUCCAGAUAACAAAGGUGGUUUGGGGAGUAGUGCUAUUAUAAUUGUUGUUACUGUAGUUCUUUUAACUUUUACAGCUGUAUGCGCAGUGGUUAUAUAUUCUAAAAGGAAAAGAAACUUUACCAGAAAAGAGAGGUCUAAAGAGAGUGAGGAAAUAAGUAUGACAGAACAGAUAAAGAAUAAAGAAAUAGAACAAUUUAUCAAUCAACAAGCCACAUUACAAUGACCCUCUGCAGUGGUUCCCAGAACUUAAUCCCACCUUUAUUAUUUCAUGGUUAUCUCGAAUCCUCGGAUCACUAGGAUU